GCUCUCAGGCUUCUCUCUGCUCAUGUCUUCCACAAGAUUCAUGAAAUAUAGCGAAAUAUUCAGCAUGACGGUGAUGACGGUUUUGUCCUGAAUAUCUUCGAUUGUCCUCGAUCAAUUCGAUGACAGGGGGGGUUUAAGGUAUUUUUAAUCAAGAUUGCAAUCAUUCAUUGAUGCAACAAAGUGUAUAAUUAUUCGCGAUUGGGCGCCAGUAAUCGCACUAUCGAAAUUUCAGUUUCGUUUCGGGUAGAUUCUUUUUGUGGAUUAGGGAACUUUUUAUAUAUAUAUUUUUUUCCUUUCACGGUUUCAAAUUGUGCAAAAAUCAGAAGAAUCUCGGUUAUUGUUCUGCGUUGAGCGUUGGAGAAAAAACUUCUUCCACUGUGGAUAUGUUAUCAGUCGCGUGCCGCUCUUUGUCUCAAGGAUCUCUCGUGUAACUAACCUCGCAUCCUUUAAGAUAUGAGUCACAGAGCUAAGAAAAUCUUUAAAUAGAUUAAAGACUCUUUAAACACCAUUAAAAAAAAGGUAUGAGUAAUGCGUCGCGACAAUUGUUAAAACCACCCAGUCUGAAAUCAGAAGUUACUUAUAAUUGCAAUUACUCGGGUAAGUUUGUAUAAUGGCGAGCGAUUUGUCGAGCGGUUGCACGGAGACGAUUGACAUUCUCGACGACGAGAAAGAAGAAGGCGAGAUUUCGUUGGAAGACGUCAGUUCGUCCGAGGAAGGCGGAGUGGGUCACUUGACUAGCAGCUACGUCAUCAGCAGGAGGCGAUCAUGUGCCAGCUGCAAGUCGACGUGGGGCGAGUGCGCGUCUUGGUGUACCGCGGCGUACCGCUCUAAGAGUCAAAGCAAAAGAGAUCCACUUAAAGGAAAGGAAAACCGCCGUCGUAUCAAAGAGGCUGGAUGUGCAAUAACGAAACACGUGUCGACGUUACAAGAAAAAAUCGACGACCUAGUGCCAAUCUCGAGUGACAGCGAUAUGGAAAUUGUUGGUCUCACCGAUACGUCCAAUCGAUCAAAGCCCAAAGUAAAAAAGAAAAGGAAAAAGGAUUACGAUGUCCUUACGUCGUCUAUCGACGAUUUAAUUUCUCCAACCUCUGUAGAUUUGCCUAUAAUGGACUCUGCUGCGCUGAAAACGCAUUAUAGGGAAUCAAGUCCGGUUCACAGAAGCGCCAGAUCGAGAGUAAUUUCGAAAUCACCGGUGCGAAGAUACAGAUCUCCCGUGAGAGCUCGAUCGCCCGUUUAUCGAUCCUCUCAUUCUCCAUUGAACUAUUCAAAAUCACCGAUAGUGCGGAGAUCUCCGCGGAGGCUCAGGUCGCCGAAACAGAGUUCACCGUAUCGCUCGUCUGUGAGAACAAUCUCGAGGAAACCACCAAGACCAGACUCACCGCCGUCCACUCGUUUCCACACCGACAGACAUGGUGAAGUAACACGGUUACUGAAGAAGGUGAAACGUUUAGAUUCCGUAGGUGCCCAUGCAUUAGAAUCGAACGUCAGUCGAAGUAAGGAGCAUCAGUCUUCGUCGUUGAAAGAUAAAAUAUUCAACAUGUUGAAGAAAGUACCCGAGAACAAGGAUGACGUAGCGCAUCUCAAGAAGAAAUCAAAAGUUAAAAGCGACGCUGAUGACGAGGAAGAUCUGGCGUUACUCAGGCAGAAGGCAUUGGAGACGAAGCAGAAGAAGCCCAGCAAAUUGGAUUGCCCGGCGGAAUCGGAGAAGAAGCAAGUCGCGAAGGACGAUGACCAGGACGUGGAGGCCCUGCAUUUGCGUAUGAUCGCACUUCGCUCGGCAGUCAUGAAGAAACACCAGGAGAGAGUUCAACGUGGCAUCAGAGCAAUCAAGAGAAGAUCCAUUCGCAGCGAGAGUCCAUUCAGUCAGAGUUUCCUCGAUGAUAUACCUGUACCCGGGGACGAGCUGCUGAAGCUUGCGUCACCCCCGGGCACGCCUCCGGAUACACCAGACUUGGACAGCGAUCAUACAGAGGACAUGGAGCUUGAUACAGAUAUCGAGAGGGAAAAGGAAAAAUUGCCGUAUUCGCCAACCGAUAGAAUCACGUCGGAAAUGCCGGUGGACACGGCGUUGCUCGGCAUCGAGCCGUCCGACGUGUCGUUCAUCAACGUAAAUGAAACGAACAGUCCGGUUUUCGACGACGAAGAAAAGCGGAACGAGCAAAUGUCGCUGUCGACCGGCGUCCCACCGUAUUACAAUAAUACUUACUUGCUUCACAGUUACGAACUUCCGCAGAACUGUGCGUACUCACCGUCGCAGCCUAACAUUUUCCACUCGGACCUGAACAAUGUCCAGAACCAGCUCAGGGAUUAUCAUAGCGACAAUGUCGAGUGCGAUUUGUUGGACGGUAUUUGUUGCCAGAGCGGAAGCUAUUUUAAUACGAAUACCGUGCCGAUGCGGUCCGAGGAGUCCGAUGCGGCGCUUGCUCUUCCAGCGACCAGUGAUACUUUGGCUUCUUGCAAUCUUCCAAAUGACGAUCCUUUACAAGUGAAACAGAGAUCUAACAAUGGCGUUCUGCUUGUGAAUAUGUCCUCGAUACUCGGAGAUAAGUAUUCUUAUGAAAGGCGAAUGAAUUCCGAAUAUUCUGGCAUAGAUACUGCGGGAACGUUUACUGAGCCGGUAUCGCCGAACGGGUCGAUGGUAACGAUCGAUGAUAUUGCCGAGACGGAAGGAGAAUUGAAUUUUGCUGAUGACGAUAGAAACUCGUCUACUGGAAACAUUCCAAAAGAAGUGACGCCGUGUCAAGUGAAAAAUGGAACGACUUUGGAAGCGAACAAGGAGGAGCCUCUGUACAUGCAGGGUGUUCCUGAUGUCACCGACCACUCAAAUAAGAUACCUACGUUGAUCAACAGAACACUGGUUCCUGCGUCGAUCUUAAAAUCGAAUAAGAAGCUUCAGCAACUACGGUUACCGAAGAAGCGCGAGGUGCAUCCGACUUUCAAGAGCGCCGAGAUGCAACCAGUGAUUGUGGAUACGAAUGCCAAGUGCGACAGCACGUUCAAACCUAUAAAAUUGCAAACGCCGAAAAAACCUACGCCUGUGCUAACGGCGCCCACGAUAUUCCACAAUCUUAAUGAAAAUUCGGAGAAUGACACGUUGGAAAAUCGAGAUAACGCUCCAUCAUCGAAAACUGAAACGACUUCCAUUGAUAAUGCAUUGAUAGUGCCGGAUAAUGACGCCGCUUCGACACGUAAAAAGCGGAAACAUAUCAAAAAGAACACGCAAAAGAAGCGCAAGAGUGUCAGCUCUGCACAAUCGCUUGCAGAGAAACGAGCUAACUCGUGUCGAACAAACGAAGGUAUAAAUAUAGAUGUAAAUACUGUGAUCACUUCGAAACAACAAACUACCGAGCAAAACAAGAAUAACGAUGAAAACAGGGCACAAUCGUUUGUCGACAACAGAGAAUCCUCCAACUUGCAAAAUGCUAGGUCCCCAAGUACCCAAGAAUCCUUGUCAGAUAAUUCCAAUAGUGUUACAGUGGAAAACAAAAAUUCAAAUAAGAACGAUCGAAAUAUGUCCUCAGAAAAGGAAGAAAGGACAAAGCAAGCAGUGUUGUCAACACCUACCAAAUGUUUGGAAGAGAUAAACACGAAAUCUUAUCCGCAUACAAAUAUUGUAUCUAAUAAUCUUCUCGACUCUGGUACACUUAAUACUAGCGAAACAGCAAAAGACAACGCUACUAGAAGAGAGAGCAUCGACGAAGACGAGGAUGAGCUGCGAGCUAGCUUGCUAGCUUCGUUGAAACGACCAAAAACAACGGACACGAAUAGUAAUAGUAAUUCAGCCGCAUCAGUUGCUACAGUUCAGACAACUACACAAAAAAUGUUGGCAACUGCACCAGUGACAGCUAACAUAACUUGUACGACGGGCAGUAGUAAUGCUCCGCUAGUGUCAAAAUUAAAUUCAUCUGAAGUUGGUGAGAGAAAUACUGUUGUAACAGCGAUCAGUGAUCACAAGAAAAGAGUCAGUAGCGGGACGACAACGAACCUACCUACGAAGAAGAUGAAAAAAAUACCUAUUCCAGCAAGUACGAAAGUAGUAAACAAUGCUAAAAAGUAUCAGAACAUGAUAGUGCAAAGAAAGUUAAAUUUACGAAAGCUGGACAAUGCGUGCAACAGCGCGAAACCAAGCGAGAACGUAUGGUCUAACGUUAUUAACGCGUCGAAAACGUUGCACGCAUCCGACACUCGGCGAUUUGUGAUAAAUCUGGGCUCGGACACGGACAGCGAGUCCGAGACUGAAAAGUGUCAAUCUGUCGUAUCCGCAGUGGAGAAGCCUCAACCGGAGGUGAGCGUCGACUUCGAGAAGAGCGUACAAAAGUUCCUGCGUGACAUGAGAAAGGAACAAGAGCAAUCCGUGGCCGUGGCCGUGGCCGUGGUCAAGUCCGCCUCGUCAACCCCGCAGGUUCCCGUUUUGUCGCCCCCGGCAAAACGGGACGCGCCACCAACGACACAAACGGAUCCGAAUAAGGGUUCAUCUAAUAUGCACACACCAUUGGCCGUGAGACAUCUUCCCGCGUCGCAGCAAGAAGAAUACCAUCGUUUAAAGCAGCAGAUCUUGGAGCGCGAAAAAUUAAAGUUGCAAAGAAAAAUCGCGGAUAACGGUAGUAGUAGUAAUAAAUUACUGGAUAAAGGGGCAGUGAGUUUGCCGGCGAAAUCUCUGCCACCGGGCGAGAAGAAAAGCAUGAAUGUUAAACAGUCGAGUCAAGUGAAGUCGAGAGAAUUGGAGGGAGAUUCCCAAAAAUUGCCGAGCCAGAUCAAAAAGAAAAAUAUCAAUGUGGCAACGAGUACAUCGGUAUUAAAUGUACCUCGCAUAUCCGCUAGCAAACAUCACUCGGCGAAUGUCGCUAAGCACACCUUGGCCAGUUCCACGCAGGCUAAUCUGCAGAUCAAGGGAAUUAAGAGAACCAUAUCGAACAAUCUCAGUAUUCGAAUUACCAACGAGAUCGCUCCGAAUCACGCGAGUACAGGGAACAGAACGGCUGACAAUUUAAUCGAGAAGCAAUCCACGAACGACAAGCAACAGCACAGACCUGCUCUGAGGGCAUUAUCCAAAGAAGAAAUAAAUCGCAAACACGUUCAAAUACAGGUAAAGUCGGACACAAUCGGACGGGUCGUUACCAUAAACGACAAACCAUCCUUGCAACACGAUACGACGAAUGGCAAUCAAAGUGAGAAGCCAAUCGAUAAUCACGAUGUCAGCGUUGAGAUACUGGAAGAAAGAAGCAAGAACAACGAGAAUAACAACAACAGCACCUCGUUCUCCAACAACUCUACGAUAAUACUUGCAAAUGGGCGCGCGAAUGCGAGCAAGCAAGAGCUUGGAGAUGCUUCGAUGGAAACCACAAUGUCGCGUUCUCAAUACGAAGCGGAAAUGAAUCGUAAUAUUUCGUCAUUACCACCUGCAGAAAAUAGUGAUAGUAACAACGCUUCUCGUUGUAAGUCUGAUGUUGACGAUAAUAAAAGUAAUACGGAUGAUGUUUGGGAUCUACUUAAAAGGAACGUUAAAGUGGAAUUGGAUUCUCUGGUAAAUCUUUCGGAGGCAGAACAACAACGAUAUUUGAGAGAUACCGAACACAAAUUAGUCGCAAAACGGUAUACUGUAUUAGAUCAUUUAGCGGAGAUGUCAGGGAAUCUUCGUCAGUGGGAUAUGGAAAAGGAUCUGCAAAACAGUUUAGCUGCCGAAGUGAAGAAACUCAAGGAACAAUUGAAGAUGGCCGAAGAAAGGUUACAAGUACAACGCAAUCGUGUCAGCGGCAUGGGUCCAAAGGUGUCGGUUGCGCGGCAGAAGAUUAAUGCCGGACGUCGCGAGUGUUUCAGAUUAUCGAAGAUUUGUUCAACCCUAGGUAACCGACUCAUGGGAAAAAGUUACAAGUUGCCGGAGGCGGGGGGUCAACUUUUGAGUGAUAAGCUGAAAGAAGUCGCUAAUCAUACUCGCCAGUUUUCUAAGAAGAAGCGAAUUCAGUCUAGUGAUGCGUCUGAAAGUUCUGGUUCAUCGGAAAAUGCAGAAUUGUCUACAAUCACGCGCGCUAAAGAGGAUUUGUCGUCGCAAGAGCAGCUAAGGAGUGACACUGAUGCAGCUGAUACGGUCGAUGUGGCGGGAUCAAAGAGCAAUACUGCUUGUUUAAAACCGUCUAACGACAGUGACAACUUCUUAACGUUGGAACCCUCGUUAGAUAGUCCGCAAAUAAUUCCAAAUCAAAUAACGAAAGCCAAGAAAAAAGAUGCGCUAGUGAAUGUAUCGGAGUCUCGUGACAAUGAACAAAUUACACCUCCUAAUCAACAUAACAUAUUGCUUUCUGUACCAAAGCUAACUAGCACUCCUAUAAGACCAAAUAGUGAACAUGAAAUAGAAAAAAGCACAGAUAUUUCUGAUCCCGCCACGUCUUCAUCGCCAAAAUCGUUAGCGACAAAUCUGUUUUCAUGUAAAGACGAUGAACAACGAAAUGAUAAGGAAACGUCAUCGCAGCCGUCAACUACAGUAGCGAACGCAACGACGACGACGACGACGACGACGACGACGAUGACGACGAUGACGACAACGGGAAUGACGCAGACGAGGACGAUUACACCUUAUAUAUCGAUACUAACGCAUUUAAAGACACCAAGGAAUACGAAUCCCCAUGGAAUUCUUUGUCCCUACGAAAUAAUGGGCAUUUGCAGAGAUGAAGAUUGCCAAUUCAUUCAUCAGUCAAAGAACGAAACUUGAAACAGCAAUACAUUACCACUGAACGUACUCAACAUAACAUACGUAAGGUGGUUCUGAUUUCUCAACAUUAAACAACAUCAAUGUGGGUCGCUUAAUAGCGCUUUGUCAACAUCGAUCAGACAUGUUACAAGUUCGCGUAUUAUAUAAUAUUUAGCGUAUUUAGUUUAUUAUUAUGCAUUUAAUAUUUAUAUAUAUUUAGAAACAAAAUCAUGUGUAUAUAAAAUAUAUAUGUGUAUAUAUAUAUAUAUAUUUUUUUUAGAUAGAGAGGAGAAAUUAUCAAGUUUUAACGUAAAAUAUUAAAAUACGUAAGAUUUUGUUUUCAACGUGAUUUUGUUACUUAGUUGUUAGUAAGUACUUGUUAGUUGAUUGUUAUCGCGACAGAUUAGUGACACACAUAACGAAAAUACGUUUUAACCAUCUCCUUCAAGCAAAUGUCUUUGUUUUUGCAUUUGCAGGGAAAUUACCAGGGAAUACAUACAAAUACAUAUAUAUAUAGAUAUAUAUAUAUCUCUCUGGAAUCACGUUUUUAUAUGAGCAGAGGCAACACCUGAAGAUGGUAAGUCUUCAUCCAUGGCAGGCUUGUGCACAAUUCUGAAAUUAUCAUUUUAUUUUGUAAAAAGUCGUAUGCAUAUUACGUGGAAGAUCCUUUUUUCAAAACUCGUGUUACUGCGAACGUCGACGCUACUACGUGCGCGUGAGAAAGGAGGAGCUUUAAGCGGUAUUCUAUCAAGAGUUCAAAGAAAAUUUCUACGAGUGUAUAUUUUUUAUAAUUGUAAGAAAAAAAAGUGUCAUAAACUGCAAGCAAUUAGUGUGGUAAGGAUAGAAGAAAAGUUUGUUGACCACACUAAGAAGAACUAAGACUUGAAAGAAGAUAGUUCAGCAAUUCAUGGAUCGCCAUUGGACAUUUCCAUCAGUUGCUUUUUCUUCGUACUUCGAUAUAAGUUACCUCAUAUUAAUAUAUAUCUUGUACCUGUAAAAUAAAAAUUGAAUAUUUUUUUCA
This is a messenger RNA of Ooceraea biroi (clonal raider ant), 7706 nucleotides long. Its product is annotated as extracellular matrix-binding protein ebh. NCBI's taxonomy places the organism in Eukaryota, Metazoa, Arthropoda, Insecta, Hymenoptera, Formicidae. The record is from RefSeq and is a predicted model, not a curated record.